Molecule: messenger RNA, 1159 nt
Organism: Paramuricea clavata
Lineage: Eukaryota; Metazoa; Cnidaria; Anthozoa; Malacalcyonacea; Plexauridae
Source: the annotation of a GenBank genome assembly
AUGGCUAGAAUAAUCACGGGUGCGAGAGGCAUUGGAAGGGUUCUAGUUGAAGACGGAUUUAAAUAUCAGUUUAAUCGACAGAGUCAAUCGACGAUGCAUUGGCGAUGUUGGCGAACAACUUGCGGCGCGAAACUAAAGACUAAUCUCUUCGACAGGAAUGAUGAAGAUCCAAACGUUAGAGUGGUGGAGAGAGAGCAGCAUGAUCAGGAAGAAGACGAUGCCGUUAUACAGAAAGGAAUCUUUCUCAACGAUGCCAAAGGCAGUGUACGAGACGAUCCAGCCAGACCAAUAAAGCGAGUUUAUGACCAGCACGUUUCAGCAAUUCACAGAGAGGCUGGCGGAUCCGAUCAAGAAAUUCCUGAUUUUCAAUCCGUUUGGUCACAAAUGUCAAGGGUGAAAUCGGCUGAAGUGCCCGACACGCCCCAAGAUAUCGACGACGUCAACAUCGAAGGUUCCUGGGCACGAUCAUGGAGAAACAAAAGGUUCCUGCUACAUCAGGACAAUGAUUGGGGCAUCGCUAUUUUCGGCACUCGAAGAAAUCUUUGUGCGCUUGAUCAAUGUCAACAAUUAUACAUGGAUGCAACUUUUCGCACAGCCCCACGACCAUACGAGCAAGUUUUCACUAUACUUGGCGAGUACUACGGACGAGUAUUGCCACUGGCCAUCGUACUUAUGACAAAUAGGGCUAUUGGCCAUUAUAGGCAAGUGUUGCAAGUUCUCCAGCGUAAAAUUCGGCGUGCGACUGGAAGUGAAUGGGAACCCGAGGCAAUUGUAUGCGAUUUUGAGCAAGCCCUAAUCACUGCUACCCAGACGGAACUACCUAACACCAGAAUAGAGGGAUGCUAUUUUCAUUUUAACCAGUCUCUCUGGCGCCAUGUCAAAGACCUUGGUUUGACCCGGGCCUAUCGAAACCACGAGCGUGUGAAGAAGCUCAUUAGAAAAGUAAUGUCCAUCGGUUUUUUGCCAACAGCCAUCGUGAGAAAUAACUUUGCAUUACUGCGCACAGAAAAUAGGACACGGCGAUUGUUUAGGAGAUAUCCAGGUUUGGUGGAGUUUUUCAACUACGUAUUCAACAACUACAUCAAUGGAAACUUUCCUGUAACUUUGUGGAAUGUGUACGAUCGUGACAUGGAUUGCCGUACAAACAAUAACGCUGAAG